Suncus etruscus (white-toothed pygmy shrew) is the source of this 4807-nucleotide messenger RNA. It is a transcript of the gene KANSL1, whose product is annotated as KAT8 regulatory NSL complex subunit 1. Gene Ontology annotation, molecular function: histone acetyltransferase binding. Gene Ontology annotation, cellular component: NSL complex. Bases 236 to 3550 code for a protein of 1104 amino acids. The record is from RefSeq and is a predicted model, not a curated record. The transcript is spliced from 16 exons. Lineage: Eukaryota; Metazoa; Chordata; Mammalia; Eulipotyphla; Soricidae.
CCCGGUGCGGGAGUCGGGAUACAGUUUUGAAACAAAUUUCCUACUGACUCCUACUUGGUGAUCUACUGGAAUUACUAAGAACUCCCUUCUUCAUUUCUGAAAAUUUCUGAACUACUCCUGACACUAUGAAUGCUUUCUGGAUGCUUCUCAAGUCUGUUCUCUGGGGAGGCAGUAAGGGGCCGCAGAGCUGGCCUCGGCACCGGGAGAGGCUGGACUUCCUGUCUCUCUGUGCUGAAUGGCUGCGAUGGCGCCCGCUCUCACUGACGCAGCAGCUGAAGCACACCAUAUCCGGUUCAAACUGGCUCCCCCAUCCUCCACUUUAUCCCCGGGCAGUGCCGAAAACAACGGCAACGCCAACAUCCUUAUUGCUGCCAACGGAACCAAAAGAAAAGCCAUUGCUGCAGAGGAUCCCAGUCUAGACUUCCGAAAUAAUCCGACCAAGGAAGACCUGGGAAAGCUACAACCACUGGUGGCAUCUUAUCUCUGUUCUGAUGUGACAUCUGUUUCCUCAAAAGAGUCAUUGAAGUUGCAAGGUGUCUUCAGCAAGCAGACGGUCCUUAAAUCUCACUCCCUUUUAUCUCAGUCCUAUGAACUCCGAGCUGAGCUGUUGGGGAGACAGCCAGUUUUGGAGUUUUCCUUAGAAAAUCUUAGAACCAUGAAUACGAGCGGUCAGACAGCUUUGCCCCAAGCACCGGUAAAUGGCCUGGCUAAGAAAUUGACUAAAAGUUCAACACAUUCUGAUCAUGACAAUUCCACUUCCCUCAAUGGGGGGAAGCGAGCUCUCACUUCAUCGAACUCUCUUCAGGGAGGUGAAGUGGUGGCACCUGAUUCUGGGGACUUGAAGGGGGGUAUGACCAAUUGCACUCUUCCACAUAGAAGCCUUGACGUAGAACACAUACCUAUAUUUAGCAAUAAUAGCACUGCAAACAAAUCUUCUGUCAAUUCCGUGGAGCAACCUGCACUUCAAGGAAGCAGUAGGUUAUCACCUGGCACGGACUCCACUUCUAACUUUGGGAGUAUCAAGUUGGAGGGUAAGAAGCCUCCCCUGUCUUCCAUUCUUUUCAGUGCUUUAGAUUCUGACACAAGGAUAACGGCUUUGCUCCGGCGACAAGCUGACAUUGAGAGUCGUGCCCGCAGGUUGCAGAAGCGCUUACAGGUCGUGCAAGCCAAGCAGGUGGAGAGGCAUAUACAGCAUCAGUUAGGUGGAUUUUUGGAGAAGACUUUGAGCAAACUGCCCAACCUGGAAUCCCUGAGGCCCAGGAGCCAGUUGAUGCUGACUCGGAAGGCCGAAGCUGCGUUGAGAAAAGCUGCCAGUGAGACCACAACUUCAGAGGGACUUAGCAACUUCCUGAAAAGUGAUUCCAUUUCAGAAGAAUUGGAGAGAUUUACCGCUAGUGGUAUAGCCAAUUUGAGGAGCAGUGAACAGGCAUUUGAUUCAGAUGUCACUGACAGUAGUUCAGGAGGAGAGACUGAUAUUGAGGAGGAAGAACUCUCCAGAGCGGAUCCCGAGCAGCGCCAUGUACCCCUGAGGCGAAGGUCUGAAUGGAGAUGGGCUUCGGACCGAGCAGCUAUUGUCAGCCGCUGGAAUUGGCUUCAAGCUCAUGUUUCUGACUUGGAAUAUCGAAUUCGACAGCAAACAGAUAUUUACAAACAGAUACGUGCUAAUAAGGGAUUGGUAGUUCUUGGGGAGGCUCCUUCCCCAGAGCAUGCAACAGACUUAUUUCUUCCACUCAGUACCGAGGUGAAGACAGAGCAUGGGAAUGAUAAACUGAUCGAGUCUGUUACUCAGUCACUGGAAAACCACGGUGCCUCUGGUCAUCCUUCAGAGUCAUUAACUACCAAGUCAUGUGGAGCAUUGAGACCUGUCAAUGGAGUUAUUAACACUCUUCAGCCUGUCUUGGCGGACCACAUUCCAGGUGAUAGCUCUGAUGCUGAGGAACAAUUACAUAAAAAGCAACGACUGAAUCUAGUCUCCUCAUCAACGGAUGGCUCCUGUGUGGCAGCUCGAACACGACCUGUACUGACCUGUAAGAAACGGAGGCUUGUUCGACCCAGUAGCAUCGUUCCUCUUUCCAAGAAGGUUUACCGGAGCAGCAGCAUGCGCUCAGGCUGUGAUGUGAAUCCGGCCUGUGCACUGUGCGGCUCAGGCAGCACCAGCGUGAUGCCUCCGGAGAUCCACUACGCGGCCCCAUUGCUGGAACGCCUCUCCCAGCUCGACUCCUGUGUUCACCCCGUCCUGGCAUUUCCUGAUGAUGUUCCCAUGAGUCUGCACUUCCAGAGCAUGCUGAAAUCCCAGUGGCAGAACAAGCCAUUUGACAAACUCAAACCUCCCAAAAAGUUUUCACUUAAGCACAGAACACCCAUCCCAGGCGGCCUCCCAGAUCCAACUCGUAGUAAAGACAGGCACAAGUUGGUCAACUCCUUCCUGACUACAGCUAAGCUGUCCCAUCACCAAACUCGGCCUGACAGGACCCACAGGCAGCACUUAGACGAUAUGGGGGCCGUGCCUAUGGUGGACAGAGUGACAGCGCCCAAAGCAGAGCGCUUGCUCAACCCACCGCCACCUGUACAUGACCCAAACCACAGCAAAAUGAGAUUGCGAGACCAUUCAUCAGAGAGGAGUGAAGUGCUGAAGCAUCACACAGACAUGAGCAGUCCCAGCUACCUGACAGCCUCCCACCACCCACCACACAGCCCCUUGGUGCGACAACUCUCCACCUCGUCUGACACCUCUGCAACCACCAGCUCAGGCUCGCAGGUCACAGCCAGCACGUCUCAGCCAGUACGGAGGAGAAGAGGAGAGAGCUCAUUCGAUAUCAACAACAUUGUCAUCCCCAUGUCUGUGGCUGCCACAACCCGUGUUGAGAAACUUCAGUACAAGGAAAUCCUCACUCCCAGCUGGCGAGAGGUUGAUCUUCAUUCUCUGAAGGGGAGUCCUGACGAGGAGAAUGAGGAGAUCGAGGACCUCUCUGAUGCAGCCUUCGCCGCCCUGCACGCCAAAUGUGAGGAGAUGGAGAGGACUCGGUGGCUGUGGACCACGAGUGUGCCACCCCAGCGUCGUGGCAGCAGGUCUUACAGAUCAUCAGACGGCCGGACAACCCCCCAGCUAGGCAGUGCCAACCCCUCCACCCCUCAGCCUGCCUCCCCCGAUGUCAGCAGUAGUCACUCUCUGUCGGACUUCUCCCACGGGCAGUCCCCACGGAGCCCCAUCAGCCCAGAACUGCACUCGGCGCCCCUCACACCGGUGGCUCGGGACACUCUGCGACACCUCGCCAGCGAGGACACGCGCUGUUCCACACCAGAACUGGGACAGGACGAGCAGUCUGUCCAGCCCUGGGAGCGGCGGACCUUCCCCCUGCCCUACAGUCCCCAGGCCGAGUGUGAGGACCAACUGGACGCGCAGGAACGGGCAGCCCGCUGCACGCGGCGCACCUCGGGCGGCAAGCCUGGCAGGGACACUGAGGUGGCGCCCACUUCCCCUCCUGUGGUCCCCCUCAAGAGUCGGCAUCUAUCAGCAACGGUCACGGCUCCGCGUCCAGCUCACAGAUGAGCGGAUACAAGAAUCUAAACAGACUCACUGAUUAUUGGCAUUAAAGCUUCAGAAAUCUCUGCGUUUGAUAUUCAAACAUCAUGUGCCGGAAAUUUUCACAGUUUUUAGUGAAUUUAAGGAAUUUAGAUUCUACUGUUUUUUCUUUUUCUUUUUUUUUUUCUUUUUGAAUUUGUUUUGUUCUCCAUGUUUUGUUGUCACACACCUGAGCACUUCCUCCAGUUGACAAACAGCAGUCUGGGGCUCUGCCUGCGGGCCUAGUCCCACGCAUCGCCUACACUGUUUGAAUCACUGGGACUUAGCCCAUGUUCCCCCGCGGACCUGUGGGCCCCGAUGUGGGAAGCUGCAGCUCAGUGUUUGUCUACCCCAGGGUGGCUGAACGGGGGCCGGCUAGUGCCCCGCCCUGCCCCUCCCUCGUCCCAUGUGUGUGGCUCUGCUCUGCCCUUGGCUGGCACCUCCCUGGAGCCAGGCUUGGCAGUGGGCUUUCCCGUCCCUACCUGGAUCUCGGCCAGCUGUUGCAGGAUCCUCUGCCUUGGCUCCUUCGCUGCAGUAACCUGGCUGCGACUGCUCAGUCCCCACCCCACCCUGGUCUUUCUCCCUUCUCCUGGGUCUUGUGUCUGUCUUUCAGGCUCCCAUAAAUCAGUUCCCUACAGUGUCUGCCCCCCUCGCCCUGUCCCAGCCCUGGAACAUUGUUGGAACAUUGUUCCCGCCCUGGCUCCCUUCACUCCCACAAACCCUGUGGCCGCCCUUGUGCCUGUCUCAUGUAUGAUUAUCACCAAAAUAGGGGGGGCAAAAGGACUCUUUUAUUUUUUUCUCUUUUUUUUUCUUGGCCAUUUUGUAAUCGUAUAAAAUAGUAGGAAAACUGCUUAAUGGUUGGAGGUUUUUUCACAAUUUUCAACAUUAGUGAUCUUUUUUUUUCUGUUUGCAAGUUAAAGGGUUUGUCAUUGUUUCUUUAAAAAAAAAACAAUAAUGCACCAUAUCCCUAUGCAUAAAGUGCUUCUUCUAUUUAUAAGGUUGAAAAUUCUGAAUAACCCUUUUAGCAUUGUAAAAAAAGGAAAAAAAUUGUAUUUUGUAAAUAUUUUUCUUUUCCUGCUUUGAGCUGUGUAUUGGCAGCGAAACAUGUAGCUGUCUUUGUUCUAUUGAGAAUGCUUUUCUUCAGAGAAGCUGACUCUUUGUAAUGUCUGAUUCUGUUCGCAAAGCACAAACUAGUGCUUUAAAAAAAAAAAGGAAGGAAAAAUUGAAAAAAAUAAUAAAAAAAGU